Penicillium brevicompactum is the source of this 2376-nucleotide messenger RNA. RefSeq names its product serine/threonine-protein kinase. Gene Ontology annotation, molecular function: ATP binding; protein serine/threonine kinase activity. The transcript has 3 exons. NCBI's taxonomy places the organism in Eukaryota, Fungi, Ascomycota, Eurotiomycetes, Eurotiales, Aspergillaceae. The coding region runs from base 1 to 2376 and encodes 791 amino acids. Gene Ontology annotation, cellular component: cytoplasm. The record is from RefSeq and is a predicted model, not a curated record. Gene Ontology annotation, biological process: intracellular signal transduction; protein phosphorylation.
AUGGCCGCCGCUUUUGACGAGGAAGACCUCGCUAUCCCCCUCUCUACCGACCGCGAUCAACGUGAGAGAAGAUCGCCCCAGAACCCCGCUGCCAUGGCUAUGCCACCCUCAAAGCCCUCCGGUAAACCGGAAGAUCUGCUGCAGUCACCCUCGACCACACGAGACAUGCAGCGCCUCGACCAGUACCAGACAAUUCGGGUGUUGGGCGAGGGGUCAUUCGGAAAGGUGAAGCUCGCCAUUCAUCAGCCAAGUGGACGCCAGGUGGCCUUGAAGAUUAUCUCGCGGCGCAAGCUGCUCUCCCGAGAUAUGGUCGGUCGCGUGGAGCGAGAGAUCCAAUAUCUACAAUUGCUGCGACACCCCCACAUCAUCAAACUGUAUACCGUGAUUGCGACCAAGAGCGAUAUUGUGAUGGUGUUGGAGUAUGCGGAACGAGAGCUGUUCGACUACCUCGUGAGGAAGGGGCGAUGCGGCGACGAUGAAGCCCGGAAGUUUUUCCAGCAGAUUAUUUGCGCAGUCGAAUACUGUCAUCGACACAAAAUUGUCCACCGUGACCUGAAGCCCGAGAACCUGCUCAUCGACAACCAAAAGAAUGUCAAGAUCGCGGAUUUCGGAUUGAGUAAUAUUAUGACCGACGGCAACUUCCUCAAGACCAGUUGCGGUAGCCCCAACUAUGCGGCGCCAGAAGUUAUCUCUGGAAAGCUUUACGCUGGCCCUGAGGUGGACGUGUGGAGUUGUGGCGUGAUCUUGUAUGUGCUGUUGGUGGGACGACUGCCAUUUGACGACGACUACAUCCCCGCCCUCUUCAAGAAGAUCGCUGCCGGUACUUUCCACAUCCCUGGCUAUAUCUCAUCCGGGGCAGCUCGCUUGAUCAGGGCAAUGCUUCAAGUCCACCCCGUUCACCGAAUCACCAUUCCCGAGAUCAGAUUGGACCCGUGGUUUACCAAGAGCCUCCCCACGUAUUUACAACCACCACCAGAAGAGUUUAUUGCGCCCGGAGUGGAUCCAAAGAAGGUUGACAAUGGAAAGCUGGAUCCAGCGAAGCCGGCACCGGUUCAACAUAAAAUCCAUACGAUUGCCGUGUCAAAGCUUGAACGCAGCAUGGGAUACGGCAAGGAAGACAUUGAAGAAGCACUGAGACACCCGGAACCCAGUGCAAUCAAGGAUGCGUUCUCUAUCGUUGUCGACAAUGAGAUGAUGCAGACCAAUUCACCAACAGAAGACCACAUGCUGGCCCAGAACGUUCAACCGAGAGGGGCUGCACCCUCAUCCGCAGACAGACCCCCCGCCCCACGGCACCCACCACAGUCUGCAGCUGCCAGGCAACGCGCCACCAGUGUUUCGCACCGCAGAGCCUCGGAAGAGCCCCAGACAGAGUCCGGGGAAGAGCCUCGCAUCAGUCACGUGCGAAUUCUCCCUACAAGUUUACCAUACGUUCACGAGCAGCUCCUCGAGCAACGUGAGCGUGAACGGAGAGCACGCAAUGAGAUGCUCGAACAGCGGCGCCAGGAGGGUGCUCACUCCGAUCACCCCGACCAAGCUGCGUACCGAGACAUGUCCCCCGAGGAGCAGGCUGCUACUGCCCGAGCGUUGAAGCCACAUGCACGCAGUGUUAUUGAUCUGGAUAAGCUGCGCUUCGAGCCUCCAACCGGACAGCCUAUUGAGAAACAGCCCAAGAGAAGCCGCAAGUGGCAAUUCGGUAUUCGCUCUCGAAACCAACCCUACGAGGCCAUGCUAUACUUGUACCGGGCGAUUGCCGCCCAGGGGGUCUUUGGGAUAUCCAACCCGCCGAAUCAGUCUAAAUACUCACCUCAUGCAGGCACCAACAUUGGCCCCGACGCAGUCCCCUCACCCGAUAAACCCAAGCCCCUCCAGAACAAAUAUCCCGACCUCCCAUCCGAUUACUAUAUCCCUAAAGACCCAUGGUUCAUCCGUGCCCGCCUACUGAAGGAGGGCAUCAAGCCCCCCGGUGCCAGUAACACCAGCGUCUACAAUAGUCGCAGCGACCUCGAAGAACUCCGUCGCCGCUUCAACAUCUCCGGCAUCUCAGCACCCACCGAAGACCGCCAACACCAGUCCUCUGCACCAGACAGCGGUCUCGCAUCCGGCGCAUCCUCUGCCACAGGCCCAACCGGUCUCCCCAACAUCACCUACGGUGUCUGGGUCUUCCUCGACAUCCAGCUGUACCAACUCGAAGAAAACAACUACAUGGUCGACUUCAAGUGCGACGGAUACCAGAACGUGAUCCGUGCGAAUGGCGAUACCGAGUGGCAUCCCAUUAGCAAGCGUUUCAAGAACAAGGAGAAGGAGGUUACCAGUCCUUACCCCUUCCUUGACGUGGCGUCUGACCUUGUUGCCCAGCUGGCUGUGGCUAGUUGA